AUGUUCAAAUCGGCCGCUGUGCGGGCCAUUGCUGCCCUCGGACUGACUGCGUCAGUCUUGGCUGCUCCUGUUGAACUGGGCCGUCGAGAUGUUUCUCAGGACCUCUUCGACCAGCUCAAUCUUUUCGAGCAGUACUCGGCGGCUGCGUACUGUUCAGCUAACAAUGAGGCCUCUGCCGGCACGGCAAUCUCUUGCUCCGCAGGCAAUUGCCCGUUGGUCCAGCAGGCUGGAGCAACCAUCCUGUAUUCAUUCAACAACAUUGGCUCUGGCGAUGUGACGGGUUUUCUCGCUCUCGACUCGACGAAUCAAUUGAUCGUCUUGUCAUUCCGGGGAUCAGAGACUCUCGAAAACUGGAUCGCUGACCUGGAAGCUGACCUGGUCGAUGCCUCUGCCAUCUGUUCCGGCUGUGAAGCACACGAUGGGUUCCUUUCAUCCUGGAAUUCAGUCGCCAGCACUCUGACAUCCAAAAUCUCGUCGGCCGUCAACGAACAUCCCAGCUACAAGCUGGUCUUCACCGGCCACAGUCUCGGAGCCGCCUUGGCUACACUUGGAGCCGUUUCUCUUAGAGAGAGCGGAUAUAAUAUUGACCUCUACAAUUAUGGCUGCCCCCGGGUCGGUAACACCGCGCUCGCAGACUUCAUCACCACGCAAUCCGGAGGCACAAAUUACCGCGUCACGCAUUCCGAUGACCCUGUCCCCAAGCUGCCUCCCAGGAGUUUUGGAUACAGCCAACCGAGCCCAGAGUACUGGAUCACCUCAGGGAACAAUGUAACUGUUCAACCGUCCGACAUCGAGGUCAUCGAAGGCGUCGACUCCACUGCAGGCAACGACGGCACCCCUGCUGGCCUUGACAUUGAUGCUCAUCGGUGGUACUUUGGACCCAUUAGCGCAUGUUCGUGA
Molecule: messenger RNA, 900 nt
Organism: Rasamsonia emersonii CBS 393.64
Lineage: Eukaryota; Fungi; Ascomycota; Eurotiomycetes; Eurotiales; Trichocomaceae
Product: lipase
Exons: 4
Coding region: 1-900 (299 amino acids)
Biological process (GO): lipid catabolic process
Source: RefSeq, a predicted model, not a curated record